Molecule: messenger RNA, 945 nt
Organism: Hyaena hyaena (striped hyena)
Lineage: Eukaryota; Metazoa; Chordata; Mammalia; Carnivora; Hyaenidae
Product: olfactory receptor 1002-like
Exons: 1
Coding region: 1-945 (314 amino acids)
Biological process (GO): G protein-coupled receptor signaling pathway; sensory perception of smell
Cellular component (GO): membrane
Molecular function (GO): odorant binding; G protein-coupled receptor activity; olfactory receptor activity
Source: RefSeq, a predicted model, not a curated record
AUGGAUUAUAGAAACCAAACUGUGGUGAUUGAGUUUUUAUUCGUGGGCUUAACAAAUUGCUUCCAGCACAAGGUUGUUCUGUUUGUGAUAUUUCUCUUGGUUUAUCUUGUCGCUCUUCUGGGAAAUGUGGGGAUGAUCACCCUCAUUUGGAUGGAUUUCCGACUCCACACCCCCAUGUACUUUCUUCUCAGCCACUUGUCCUUUGUGGAUGUCUGCUCCUCUUCUGUCAUUGGUCCCAAGAUGCUGACAGACAUCUUUGUGGAGAAAAAAGUAAUCUCUUUCUUGGGUUGUGCUGCCCAGUUAUGGUUUUUUGGUCAGUUUGUAGUGACAGAGUGUUUCCUGCUGGCCUCCAUGGCAUAUGACAGGUAUAUGGCCAUCUGUAAGCCCUUGUUGUAUACACUCAUUAUGUCCCAGCUGGUCUGUGUGCAGCUGGUUGUAGGGCCUUAUGUUAUGGGUCUUAUAAGCGCCAUAACCCAUACGACUUUUGCCUUUCACCUGCCUUACUGUGGUCCAAAUACCAUCAAUCACUUCUUCUGUGACCUCCUACCUGUCCUCUCCCUGGCAUGUGCAGACACCCAGGUCAAUCAGUUUUUACUCUUCAUCUUGGCCGGAGCUCUAGGAGUGCUCAGCGGUGUGAUCAUCCUGGUUUCCUACAUUUACAUUGUGGUCACUAUCCUGAGGAUCCGCUCUGCUGAGGGGAGACGCAAAGCCUUCUCCACCUGCUCUUCACACCUGACUGCUGUCUCCAUCCUGUAUGGGACACUCUUCUUUAUCUAUGUACGCCCCAGUUCUAGUUUCUCCCUGGACAUCAAUAAAGUGGUUUCUGUGUUCUACACAGCAGUGAUCCCCAUGUUGAACCCCCUUAUCUACAGCCUGAGAAACAAAGAGGUCAAGGACUCAUUCAGGAGGACAUUUGAGAAGAAGAAGCUUCUUCUGAGUUGGUAA